This is a messenger RNA of Aegilops tauschii subsp. strangulata, 939 nucleotides long. The record is from RefSeq and is a predicted model, not a curated record. Lineage: Eukaryota; Viridiplantae; Streptophyta; Magnoliopsida; Poales; Poaceae.
AUGGCCGGAAUUGUCCACAAGGAGUUUCCUGAGUUGGCCCAGACAGGGCUGAACUACCUGUCAUGGUCCUCGGACUGCGAGAUCUUUCUCCAGGGCAAAACCCUCCUGAGGGCGAUCGGUCAGGGGGCCCAGCUGGCCGUCACUGAUCCCAAGUUCGAGACUGAGAAUGCGCAGGCUCUGCACUUUCUCCGUCAUCACCUGUCACCUACUCUGAAAGAUGAGUAUAUGGCUGAGCGCAGUGCUUCUGGCCUUGGGACCGCUCUUAAGCAGCGGUUUGAGCGGCUGAAGUACACUGUGAAGCCACGUGCGGAGGUAGAGUGGAUCCGUCUGAGGUUUGCAGACUUCAAGACGGUGGCGGAGGCGCAAGACGAGGUUCUCAAAAAGAACUUUGUUGCGCAACCACUUGAGGGGAGUUCUCGCCAGGAGGUGAACGCUCUCAAAGUCCGCAAGCCUCAACAGAAGAAGAGGGGCCGGAAGGGCAAGAAGAAGGGCCCUCACCCCCCUGCCCCGGCUAAGCAGAACAAGCCGGGCAAGGGAGGGCAAAGGCCUCAGGACUGCUUCCGUUGUGGCUCGGUGGAGCAUUUCUCCCGCCAGUGCCGCGCACCACAGGAGGUCGUUGAUGCAUAUAAGGCUCGGAAGGCGCGUGAGACGCACCUCGCCUUGGUUCAGGAGGGAGCUCCACCGGCGCCCAUGGCGGCACCCGUGAUGAUUGCUACUCCCCCUGCUGCGCCUAUAGAGGCGACCCCCGUGGUGCCCAUCGCGGCAGCUUUGGCGGUCUCUACCGAGGCCCACGUCGCCAUGGAGGUUGACCACAUGGCCGCCUCGGCGGCGCCGCCACUAGACAUUGAUGCUGCCUCCAAGAUAAUUUCUGAGGAGGAUCAGCUCACUAGUAUGGAGAUUGCGGCGGAAGUGAAUGGCUUCUUCACCGAGUCCACUUAG